UAUGAAAAAAUUUUGGCUAUCCUGUCAAAUCUGCCCAUUAAAGAAUUGGAUCGUAUCACAGGAUCUUAUUCUUGCAUUUUACAUUGGUAUAUCGUUAAUUUUACAGCUGCAAAGAUGUUGUACUUUCUGUCACCUUUUUUUCUAUCCCCAUUCACGGAUAUAACAGGGGGAAUACAUUCCCAUCAAAUGUUAGGACGCUGUGCGCAACAGGAGAUGGCAUUGUUGGACUGCUUGGAGGCAUACGGCUUUGGCCGAGGAGUCAAGAAAUGCUCUUACUUGAUCGACGACUUUAGGGAAUGCCAGACUCAUAUGAAGCAGUUCAGGAGAUUUUAUGAAAUGCGUCGUGAACGUGACCGUCAGAUUGCAGCGAAAAAGCUUUGCGGCGAUAAAAUGUACUGCUCACCUGUCGUUGAUAGCUACUGAACCUCUUCUGCAGGUCGCCAUCCGCAGCAAUCGUGGGCUUUGAUAAUUCAUUAAUGUUAACCUAAAUACUUUUUGUUGCUCCUCAUGUGUUGAGACGUUACAAAGAAUAAAUUUUCAAAAUUA
Helicoverpa armigera (cotton bollworm) is the source of this 546-nucleotide messenger RNA. Its product is annotated as NADH dehydrogenase [ubiquinone] iron-sulfur protein 5. The coding region runs from base 115 to 423 and encodes 102 amino acids. The transcript has 2 exons. NCBI's taxonomy places the organism in Eukaryota, Metazoa, Arthropoda, Insecta, Lepidoptera, Noctuidae. The record is from RefSeq and is a predicted model, not a curated record.